This is a messenger RNA of Fonsecaea multimorphosa CBS 102226, 1602 nucleotides long. RefSeq lists its product as uncharacterized. NCBI's taxonomy places the organism in Eukaryota, Fungi, Ascomycota, Eurotiomycetes, Chaetothyriales, Herpotrichiellaceae. Gene Ontology annotation, cellular component: membrane. Bases 1 to 1602 code for a protein of 533 amino acids. The transcript has 8 exons. The record is from RefSeq and is a predicted model, not a curated record. Gene Ontology annotation, molecular function: carbohydrate:proton symporter activity. Gene Ontology annotation, biological process: carbohydrate transport; transmembrane transport.
AUGGUCGGUAUCGCAGCCGUGCAGCCUAUGCACAAAACUGAGCGAGAGGUUGCCGUCGCUGAGGCCCCAGCGCUUCGAAGGGUAAUCUGGUACAAGGACCCUGGGUUGAGGAAGCUCUAUGGCUUGGCCAUUGCGCUGUUCUUCGCCUCGGCGACGACAGGAUAUGACGGGUCCAUGCUGAACGGCCUCCAAAUCCUCGAUGUCUGGCAAGACUACUUCCACCAUCCAACGGGAUCGAUUCUCGGUCUCUUCGGGUCGAUAUACAGCAUAGGGAGUCUCGCAGGGCUACCCUUCGCGCCAUACUUGAGUGACAUCUAUGGCAGACGCAUUGCCAUUAUGGUGGGAUGUGUUUUCCUUUUCGCGGGCGUCGCAAUCCAAAGUGCCUCCCAGAACUUCUCCAUGUUCAUAGCCGGCCGUUUCUUUGUCGGCUUUGGUAACAGCAUGUGUUCCAACUCGGCGCCUCUCCUCCUGACCGAGCUGUGCCAUCCGCAACAUCGCGGCAGAGUGACGACGGUCUACAACCAGCUUUGGGAUAUCGGUUCCAUUGCAGCAACCUGGAUCACCUUUGGCACUUUCACCAUGAAGAACAACUGGUCGUGGCGCAUCCCCUCGAUCCUCCAGGCUUUCCCGACCUUCAUACUCUUUUGUUUCAUUUGGGUCAUCCCAGAGUCGCCUCGUUGGUUGAUCUCGAAGGAUCGUCAUGCUGAAGCUCUCACAACACUUGCAAAGUAUCAUUCGAAUGGGAACGAACUGGAUCUCACUGUCCAAUUCGAGUACCGUGAGAUAAGGGAAACUCUCCGGCUUGAAUUCCAGUCGAAGAAGUCGAGCAGCUUCUUGGACUUUCUCAGGACAAAGGGCAACAGGUAUCGACUCUUGCUUGUCGUUGCUCUCGGUCUCUUCUCCCAAUGGAGUGGCAAUGGCUUGACCAGCUAUUACUUCGCUCUUGUGAUGAAGAGCAUUGGUGUGACAGACAAGAACGAACAGUUUGAGAUCAAUGGUUCCAAGACUAUUCUCUCGCUCAUUGUCGGACUGAUUGCCGCAGCAGUUGUCGAUCGUUUCGGCAGACGUCCACUGUUCUUGACUGCGACCAUAGGCAUGUUCGUCUGCUUUGUCCUCUGGACAGCCUGCUCCGCUCUGUACGACGUCGACGGCAAUCUUGCGGCCGGAAAGACCGUCAUAUUCUUCAUCUUCCUUCACGGUGUCUUCUACAACAUUGCUUGGUCGGGUCUGCUUGUGGGGUAUACUGUUGAGAUCAUGCCGUAUAAGCUGCGUGCGAAGGGUCUCAUGGUUAUGAACUUCUUUGUUCAAGCUGCGCUUGUGUUCAAUCAGUAUAUCAACCCAAUUGGAUUGUCGCAUCUAGAGCCUCGCUGGAGGUUCUAUUCAAUCUACUGUGGGUGGCUCCUUCUCGAGGUCAUUUUUGUGGCUUUCCUGUUUAUCGAAACGCGUGGUGUGACCCUCGAAGAGGUCGCCAAGAUCUUCGACGGAGAGGACGCGGAGGUUGCGCACGUCGACCUUGACGUCGUCGAGGAGAAGGUGCAGCACGUGCAGCAACUGGAGGAGGUUGAGGUUUCAACAAUCCAGCAGCAUGUAGAGAAGGUCUGA